AGAAUUCACUUCACAUAUGGAGUUCGUUCUGCUAAGCCUGAUUAUCGCGUCUCUAUUCACAGAUAGUGACGCCGUCCGGGGAGCACUUGUUUUGAAAAAAUCGCAUCAACAAUCGAUGGACUCGGACGAUAACAUUGAAGAGUUGGAAGACUUUGAUGAAGAACAUAUAAGGAAUGAAUUAGACAGAGCUGGAAUUUUUGAGCAAGGAGAGACUAGGGAUUUUUUGCAAUUUUUGAAGAUGAUUCGAUAUGACCAUAGGCAGUGCCCCGAGGAUGAGACUGGAGGACCAGUUUUCGUCAAUGUCUCCAUCGUGGUCAGCAACAUUCGCUCAGUUUCUGAAGUGACUAUGGACUUUUCUCUCGAAAUGUUCUAUCGGGAAGAAUGGCGAGAUCCUCGGCUCAAGUACAGUAAGGCAAAAUUCAAGAACAAGACAGAAAUCGCUUUGCAUGAGAGCUACUCGGACUUUCUUUGGCACCCCGAUACCUUCAUUCCAAAUGCAAUAGCAUCAAAAAAUCCUCGAAAGCAAAGCAUUACGCACAGAUCAUUGCUAAGGUUACGAAGCGAUGGCAGUGUUUUGUAUAGUCGUCGCCUGUCCCUGGUUGUCACCUGCGGCAUGGAUCUCACUCUCUUCCCUUUUGACUCACAACUUUGCAAAAUGGGCAUUGAGAGUUAUGGUUAUACAGCCGACCAGGUGCGGUAUAUAUGGUCGAAGGGACGAAUAAAGGCGUUGAUACUGCACAAAAUUAGCCUGCCUGAUUUUCAAAUCAAAGAGAGCUAUGUGACGAGUCGUGUCGAAAGCUACGCUACCGGUGAUUACUCUCGCCUCUACGUGUGUUUCCUCUUUUCACGAUCAGCAGGUUUUUGCUUUCUACAACUAAUCAUUCCGUCAACAGCUGUUGUCAUCACUUCAUGGGUAUCACUUUGGAUGGAAAAUGAAACGUCAUUUCAGGAUAUGAUUUCGAUUAUACUAACCAUUACGUUCUUGCUUUUUUCAUACAAUGAGGUAAUGCCACGGGUUAGCUAUAUAAAAGCAAUGGAUGUAUAUCUCGGUGUUUGUUUUUGCAUAGUAUUUUGUUCACUUAUCAAGUUGGCCAUGGUGAAAUAUAUGCGACAAAGGCUGGUAUUGACGAGAGAAAAUACCAUAGCCGCAGGGUUGAUUCCUAUCAUACGCAUAUCAAAUGGUAAGGAAAACUCGAACAGCGGAGCAAACGUUCUUGAACACAAUGGCGUUCAGAAAACUUCGCUUUCACUUCCACCAUCCAGCUUACACGGGGUAGUUCCUUUGGAGAAACUGGAAUCCACCAUAAGCAUGGAUAGUAGGCCGAAAAGGCUUGAAUUUACUCCUCGCUUCAUACAUCGAUUUCAUUGGAUAUCUCAGAUGUCGUUCUUUUUUGGAUUUGUCAUAUUCUGCCUCUUCUACUUCCUUGUUUAUCCCAACAUCCACACUCAGCUGAUAGACGAAGAUUGCGAGCGUGCUGCUGCCGAAUGGUUUGCUGAAAUCAAGUGAUCUCAGUUGUUAUGUUGCUCUGUAGAAAUUGUUGCUCUAUUUUCAAGAACGUUCCUAUCUGGAGCUUAUGUACAUUGCUAAUUUUUUUUGAAUUGUUAUUUUUGCUUCAAAUGUGUG
Messenger RNA from Cylicocyclus nassatus, 1624 nucleotides. The record is from the annotation of a GenBank genome assembly. Lineage: Eukaryota; Metazoa; Nematoda; Chromadorea; Rhabditida; Strongylidae.